UUGAAAGAGUGUCUCAGCUGGAAAAAAAAAGUUUUGCAACUUCUGUAGGAGAAGGAAGUCUGCGGAGAGAACAGGCUUUAAAGUUUAAAAGACACUGCAGUCACUUUCCUUCCAAGAGCUCCCUGGAGUUUGUUUUCAUCUGGUUGGAUCUGAAAGGUUACCCAACUUUGAAGGAUGGGUGACUGGAGCGCCUUAGGAAGACUCCUAGACAAAGUCCAGGCCUAUUCCACUGCUGGAGGAAAAGUGUGGUUGUCCGUUUUGUUCAUUUUCCGCAUCCUUCUACUUGGGACGGCAGUAGAAUCAGCAUGGGGAGAUGAACAGUCGGCAUUUACCUGCAACACUCAACAACCUGGUUGUGAAAAUGUGUGCUAUGACAAGUCCUUUCCAAUUUCCCACGUGCGAUUUUGGGUUCUUCAGUUUAUAUUUGUCUCAACGCCCACUCUACUAUACUUGGCUCAUGUGUUUUACAUAAUGCGUAAGGAAGAGAAACUCAACAGAAAAGAGGAAGAACUUAAGAUAGUUCAAAAUGAUGGCGGCAAUGUGGACAUGUACCUCAAGCAAAUUGAAAUAAAGAAAUUCAAAUAUGGUAUUGAAGAACAUGGGAAGGUUAAAAUGCGUGGUAGCUUGCUUCGCACCUAUAUCAUCAGUAUCUUAUUUAAAUCCUUUUUUGAAGUUGGUUUCAUUGUUACCCAAUGGUACAUCUAUGGGUUUAGCCUAAAUGCUAUCUAUACAUGCAAAAGAGAUCCCUGCCCUCAUCAAGUUGACUGUUUUCUUUCUCGUCCCACUGAGAAAACAAUUUUCAUUUGGUUCAUGCUGGUGGUAUCUCUAGUAUCUUUAGGACUGAACAUUAUUGAGUUGUUCUAUGUCAGUUUCAAGAAUGUCAAAGAUGGCAUUAAAGGUAAGAAAGAUCCCUAUGCCGUCACAGGUGAAGCAAAUCCAACAAAGGAAUGCACCUCUCCUAAAUAUGCUUAUUUUAAUGGCUGUUCUUCUCCAACUGCACCUAUGUCACCACCAGGUUACAAGCUUGUUACGGCAGAUAGAAACCCUUCCUCCUGUCGAAAUUACAACAAGCAAGCAAGUGAACAAAACUGGGCAAAUUAUAGUGCAGAACAAAAUAGAAUGGGCCAAGCUGGAAGCACCAUUUCUAACACUCAUGCACAGCCAUUUGAUUUUCCUGAUGACCACCAGACUGGCAAAAAAAUGGCACCUGGACAUGAAAUGCAGCCUCUCAGUAUACUGGACCAUAGGCCUUCAAGCAGAGCAAGUAGCCAUGCAAGCAGCAGACCAAGACCUGAUGACCUUGAGAUCUAGUUAACUUUAUGCUAUGGAAGACACAUUUAUUCCAUGGAGGAGGUACUUCACAGUCUCAAAGGAGAAAUAUAAUGGAGUGAUAAACUUUGAAAAGUUACUUUUUCAUGAUGUGGGAGGUACACAUUGAUAUUUAAGUAACUGAUUGAUCAAAGGUAUAGAACAACCGAUUGUGGAUCCUUUACUUCUUAUGCCAAGAGAAAUCCCUUGUGAACUAUUUGAUCGUAGUUUGAUUUCUGGAACAGUUUGGCAUUUCACCCGAAGACAAUACUCCAUAGCAAGGGUCCAUUAUAAGGGUGUUUUUGUAUAGCGGAGAAAAAUGUAGAUUUAAUGGUUAAUCGAUUAUUUUUCUGUAAACACAUUUGCAUCUUUAAGGCGUUAGGUUAGGUUCAACCAAAGCAAAGCACCCUUGGUAGGUAUGGGUAGAGUGGAAAGUUGAGAAUGGUGGGAAACUUUUUUGGGGGAUUUCAUACCAUGGGUUACGUUCGUGACCACUAUUGAACUGUUAAGAACAUUAUUAUUAUAUUUUAAGGUUCACGUGGUAUUUCUCAUUUUUUUUCUGCAGCCGUCACUUUAGUUUUAGCCAUCACUGUGAGUAAGUUGUCGACAGUAGUUUGAAUAUCCAUGUAUUUGUAGCUACUAUCCUGAACCUUUGUUUCCUAAAUUUGAACUUACUUGUUAUGUCAUCACAAAAAUAAUAAUUUAAUGUUUGCAAUUUAAAUAUUGUUUAUUAAUAACUUAUAGUCCUGUCUGGGGAAAAACCACAGAAACUUAUGGGACUGAUAUAACUACUUUAUUCAGCUUAGAAUGAUUCAUUUUCAGAUGUACUUCCUGUAGUGUGUUUCCCAGAUAAGUCCUAAGACUUCAGUUAGAGUUUUGCAUGGUUUCCUGUUAAAUUUUCUUUCUCUUGACACUUUCUGCAAGGGUUAAAAGGAAAUUGAACUUAGUGAGUCAGUGACUAUUGUUAGGGACCAUAAAAAAUGCAUACAUUAAAGGGGCUGUCCAAGAUUGUUAAAAUGCUGCUCCACACCUUUACCACUCCUGUCCACAAGUUGUGAGUAGUACUGCAGCUCAGUCACAUUCACUUCAAUGGAGCCAAGCUGCAAUACCAGGCACAACCUGUGGACAACAGUAGCACUGUUUUGCAAGAAUAGAGCAACGUUUUUCUAAUCCUGGACAACUGCUUUAACUGCAGAUGUGUGUAGCUAUUAAGAAGUGGAUAAGCAGGGCAGAAGUUAGGUACGUGAAAUAGUAGUAGAUGUACAGAUAUAAAUACAUAUAUAGUAAUUAUUUGAUAUCUGUUUGCAGAUCACCUGUGUAUCCUGAGUCCCAAAACAAGUAGUAACUCUGCCAAUAUAACCAUAACUCCCAGACAGCAUUGCCUUUCGCAAAACAAAUAAGGUGACCCUUACAUAUAGGGAGGGUAUAACAGAUGCUUGGAGUCAGUAGGACGCUUGCUUUUAUCUCAAGAAAUGUAGUGUUUACAAGAGUGCUGUGCCUGAAAAGCAAAUAGUCCUUCAUUAUUGUUCUUUCCAAAAAUGAUAGUUUUUCACAUAUUCUAUUAAGGAUGCACUUGAUCAACAAGUAGCAUUGUUUAUUAGUGUUUUUUUUUGUUUUUGUUUUUUUAAGCAAGACGAAUAGAUUUAUUGCAUAAAUAAUUUACCUUUGUUUAGUUGUAAUCAAAAAAGCUUGAAUGAUAGUGAUAAUGUAGUACUGUAAAAUACUUUAUUUGUUUGCUUAGAGCUGGAAAAGGGUCUAAUAUAGCUGCAUGGGCCGUGAUAAGAGGAGAAAUGUACCACUUUCUAGAAUCCCAAAGAAUAUCUUACUAUGACAAGAACAUGGAAUAAUCCAAAACUUUGUUCCUUCUUUUUGUACUUAAGGGGGCAUCUUUUGCACAGCCUUAGACAAAUGCCCUUUAAGGCAUGUUUACUUAUUAGCCAUAGUCCCUGUAAUAAAAUAUUCCUCAAUAUAUACAGCCUGGGAGCUUCAGCCAUACUCUGGGGUUUUUAAUCUCUUUCAAUAUUAGGGUUCCAUGUUGUAGACAUUAAAGAGAAUGUGUCUCCUAGAUUUAGUUUUUCUGACUAGAUCCACAUAUGGAAACAUGUUCUUUUUCUAAUCUGUUUUUAUUUUCUGAUUGUUAUUUUUUUUAUUUAACUUUUUGUACAUUAUUAUAUGGACUGCCAUCUUGCCUGAGAUGUUUUUAACAGCAGUUAGUGGUAUGCAUUGCUGCUGGACCCAUGGACCGUAGACAGCAAUAGACAGGACAGGAAUAGUACUAUUCAGAUGAAUUAAAACCCCUUUCAGAUGUCAUUCUACAGGGAGGUAGGAUGCUGAUAUCUGCUGUGAAUGGUGGUGGAUCCAGUGUUAUCUCUCUACUGAUGUCAUCUUUCACUGUGCUCUUGAAAAGAAAGGUUAGGGGAAAAUCUGUACAGUACAGGAAAACUCAGCUUAUUUUUAGCCCAAGUGGCCAGAAUGGAAACUGCAAGAUUUCCAGAAAUAUUAAAAAAUAUAGAUAGAGAAAUAGAAAAUAAAAAUAAAAAAUGUAUUAAAAAAAUUAUUGAAAUUAUGGUUAAUAUAAAAACCAGAUUUAAACAAUAUGUAAUCUUCUGAUGACACAUUCCCUUUUAGACUCACAUGAUCUGUUAUAGGUGGAUUGAAGGAUUUCCUUACCUGGAAGAUAUACAGGUUUUUGAAAAUGAGUUUUCUAAAAUAAGACAACCCCUAAUAUAACCACAUCAAUAAACUCUGCUUGGAAUCUACAGUAUAACUCACAGGCUUCUUCUCAACUGAUAAUACUGCACAUGCAAGCAUACAUUUCAUUAAACAAUGUGGAAGCACAGUAAAAUACAUUAAGAAGAAGCAUCUAGGAGGAAAUACAUUUCUGCCUGAAGAGCCCACUUUUGUGAUUUUUUUGUUUGUUUUUUGUUAUUCUGUACUGUACUCUAGGCUUCAUUACUCUGAAGUUUUGUAUUUUUAUUGUGAUCUGGUUGCUUCAACCAUUUGUAAUGUUUGCACUUGGGAUAUGUUUAGAAUGCAAGAGUCUGGAAAUAUAUGUCUUCAUUAAUACACCUCUGGCUAAUUUAUUUAAACAUCACAACUGUUAAAGCAAAUCUGUCACCAUGAAAAGGCUGCCAAAUCUUCCAGCAUCACAUUUUGUCCCAUACACAAAUACUGCCCUCAUGCACGCAUACAAAGCCUCCAUGUACACGUGCACAGCCCCCACAUGCGUGCACAGCCCCAAUAUACACAUACACAGCCUCCAAAUACACAUACACAGCCCUCAUACACACAUACAAACCUCAUACACAUCCCCCAAUCACAAAUAAACUGCCCCCAUACACACAUACAUAGCCCCCAUAUAAGUAAAUGCCAUAGUUAUCCUCCAGUGCUGAGUGCUGCCAGCUGAUCUGCUCCUCUAUUGUAGGGAGAAGAAAGUACAUGUUGACCAACGUCACUGGCUGGCAUCUUCUAGCAGUGGCUGCUGACAGAAGCCAAUGCUGUUUUAAAGUGGCAGUGUUCUGGAAAGUUAGUGACUGUACCCCCUUGAUGCUGCCUUACAUGGCAUUCAAAUAGGCAAGUGGGCGGUCUCACUGAAUGAUUGGCACCUUUAUCCCUUUAUAAGCAUGCUUACAGAGAUAACCAUUAGUCACUAAUUAGGAAAGCCCACUGGACACCUAAAAUCAGCAGAGACAUAUAUAAAUAAAAUACAAAUUAUACUGAAACGUUCCAAUAAAUGCUUUAUAUUUAUUUUCUCAGCUUCCACUGUCCUAUAACAAACAGCUGGUAGAUCAGGCUGCUCAAUCAAUUUGACAGGUUUUCUUUAAAUUCACCGACUGUACAAUUGUAGUGCAACAGGGGUAAAACAUCUCUAUUUAAUAUUUACAGUGCCAUUAUCUUCAUCCAGAAGUAAAGAUCCAGAUAGGAUGUGUGUAGUAUGUAUGACUAUUAAUAUCUGAAAAAUAGAAUGUUAUCUUUUGUACGCAAGAGUAAUUGUCAUUAUUUUUCAUAAACUACUGUUAGUUUUAGCUUUGUUGCAUGUAUGCAUUCAUGGUUCAUUAGCACAUGGUUUUCAAAGUGCUUAAUUUAGACAAUAAAGUUCUACUUUAGUAAUAAAU
This is a messenger RNA of Hyla sarda, 5423 nucleotides long. RefSeq names its product gap junction protein alpha 1 (gene GJA1). The transcript is spliced from 2 exons. Gene Ontology annotation, cellular component: connexin complex. Gene Ontology annotation, biological process: cell-cell signaling; heart development. Gene Ontology annotation, molecular function: transmembrane transporter activity. The record is from RefSeq and is a predicted model, not a curated record. The coding region runs from base 175 to 1311 and encodes 378 amino acids. Lineage: Eukaryota; Metazoa; Chordata; Amphibia; Anura; Hylidae.